This is a messenger RNA of Acaulospora colombiana, 1125 nucleotides long. The record is from the annotation of a GenBank genome assembly. NCBI's taxonomy places the organism in Eukaryota, Fungi, Glomeromycota, Glomeromycetes, Diversisporales, Acaulosporaceae.
AUGACUUCUCAGCAACCAAACCCACGCGGCGGGAUCACCACUCUCUUCAAGAAGAGAACUAGUACCAUCCUACCCUACGGUCCUCAAACCAACCCUUAUCACUACAAUCCAAAUCACUACGAAGACAACCGCGGAGGAGAGAAGAUAUCUGUAUUGAAGAAGAUUUCAAUGGCUCUCCCUGGCAGCCAGCCAAGACGGCCUCGCGCAAUUUCGAAUGCGACACCUUCUCACCGCUAUUCGGAAGUAGCUUCCUGGGCCGCUACUGAAAUAUCCACUGUUGCAUCCACUCGAGAGAAUGCUCGCCGGACUGCCAUGUCUAACCAGCUGGUCCUAGACAUCUCUCGUGCCAAUCGGUGCAUCAACCUAGGCGCUGUGACGCCGGGCUCGUCAGAGGAACACCGUUUUUCCGAUGAAAUCAUCAGACCCUCUAUGUCGUCCGCUGGGUAUGGCCAGUACUCUUCCGGCCGAGGGUUUACAACCGACAAUGCCACGCUGAUAUCUCCAACGUUCCCCAGGCGAGGGGGCUCUGACGAGUCCUAUCUACCAACGGGACCAAGAAAUGGUGGUGGUCGUCUCUUCGUUACACAUGGCAGAAGUCUCAGCGACACCUCAAUCGCUCCCCCUCAGAUGAACGUCCAUUUCGAUACCACCCGCUUUGUUGGUCGACAUCAGUUCCCUAGACGUCCCGAUGGGCGCCCAUUAAAGCGAGCAUCGCAACCUCCCCGCAAGGCGAAUCGUAAAUCGAACGCUCCAGGGUCCGUAUACUCUGACGAUCGCUCCUUCACUACGGCGACCACCAAAGUCAAUCGUACUCCCAGACCGAACUACCUCGCCUUCCCAGACGAUAUAAUGAGCAAGAUCUCAAACCACACCGACUGCCAACAGUCUGAAACUUCCCAGUCACCGUCUACCGUCAGCAUCGCCGAUCCCUUCAAUAACCUCUUCAUUAGCGCCGGCAUCUCUCUCAUUUUGCUCAUCAUAUUGGCAGCAGGCAAAGAGAUUCUCUACAUAGUAGCCCUCAUGCCGGUAAUCUUCGCCUUGAUAAAGCACAUCCCGAAUAUGGAGAAAGUAGUCUCGCUCACACCUUUCCUUCAAGGCAACCUCGAAUCGCUGAUCUCUCUGUGA